This is a messenger RNA of Cylicocyclus nassatus, 932 nucleotides long. NCBI's taxonomy places the organism in Eukaryota, Metazoa, Nematoda, Chromadorea, Rhabditida, Strongylidae. The record is from the annotation of a GenBank genome assembly.
UUUUUUUUUCAGGGAAGUAUCAUUCCUUUAUCUCAGUGAUCAUUGAAUAAUUUGGUCAUUCUGCUAUGGGAGCCGAUGGCGGAACUAUUCCAAAGCGAUGUGAAUUGGUGAAAAAGAAGAAGAAGGCUGAGAAACUUGAUAGAAGCGUGAAAAAUGCUUCGAAAUGGAGGAAUUGCCAGUUGUCACAGCAGCCGUUGAAGAAACCAAUCAUCGCUUGCCGAUAUGGUCGUUUGUACAAUAAAGAAACCGUCAUAGAAGCGAUACUCACUAAAACUAUCCAGAACUAUGAGGCUGCUGCACAUAUCAAGGGAUUGAAAGAUUUCAAAGAGCUGAAACUGAGAGAGAAUAAGGACUUCAAGAAAGACGAAGUAAAAGGAGACGAAUACUUGGACAGCAACCAGUCCGAGUUCCUCUGCCCAGUAACCUCGCUACCAAUGAAUGGCAUCAAUAAGUUCAUUGUAAACUGGAAGUGUGGCUGCGUAUUUUCGGAAAGAGCAGUACAAGAGGUGAAAUCAAAUGUGUGCUAUGGAUGCUCUGGUCCCUGGGAUCCGAAAGAUUCGGUGGUCUUGUAUCCAGAUGAAGAGCUUCUAGAGGAAUACAAACAGAAGCUAGCAGCUGAACGUGCAGAGAAAAAGAACAAGAAAAAGAACGGAGAGAAUGGUGUAGAGAAGGUUAACGGAGAAAGCGCUGAGAAGACUGUUGUCAAUGGUGAGCAUAAGAAGGAGGAACACGGACACAAGAAGGACGCUCAUAAGCAUCUAACAAAUAGCGACAAGGAUAAACUCAAAAAAGCAGAAAAGCGGAAACUUGAAAGCGAUAUUCAGUCUGAUCCCACAAAGUCAGAGGCUUAUAAAAAAUUGUUUACAACUUGUGAAGAGGCGAAGAACAAGCCCGCGCAACAUUGGAUUACCUACAACCCAUUGUAUUAUUAG